Metopolophium dirhodum (rose-grain aphid) is the source of this 612-nucleotide messenger RNA. RefSeq names its product 52 kDa repressor of the inhibitor of the protein kinase-like. Gene Ontology annotation, molecular function: protein dimerization activity. The record is from RefSeq and is a predicted model, not a curated record. The transcript has 4 exons. NCBI's taxonomy places the organism in Eukaryota, Metazoa, Arthropoda, Insecta, Hemiptera, Aphididae. Bases 1 to 612 code for a protein of 203 amino acids.
AUGUCGGCUUUUGUUAUGGUUUUACUUUCUUUGAAGGAAAAAUUAACGUAUCCAUUAUCAAAUGAUAAAAAUGAAGUUGAACCGGAAACCUAUUUUCGAAUAACUAUAUGUAUUCCUUUCAUUGAUGCUUUCAUACAGCAAUUGGAAGACAGGUUUUUAGAACAUAGAAAUGUUUUUAAUGGUUUUCAGUGUUUAUUUUCAUACGAUUCAGAUGAUACACUAGUUGAAUUUGAUGAACUAGUGAAAUUUUAUUUCCCUGAUAGUGAUAUUGAUACUGUCAGAGCUGAGUUACAAAUGUGGAAUGUUAAACUCAAAAGAUUGAAUAUACAACCUAAAACUGGAUUGGAUGCACUAAAAUACUGCAGUGAACUUAUUUAUCCUAAUUUAUCAAAAUUAUUUAGAAUAUUUUGUACAUUACCCGUGUCUACUGCUACACCUGAGAGAAUGUUUUCAUGUUUAAAAAGGUUAAAGACCUACUUAAGAAACACUAUGAAAGAAGAGCGAUUAAAUGGCCUCACUUUAAUGGCAGUUCAUAGGAACAUUCCUAUCAGUGCUGAAGAAGUAAUUGAUGAAUUGACUAAAAAAAAAAGAAAAUUAAAUUUUGUUCUAUAA